Molecule: messenger RNA, 1745 nt
Organism: Alosa sapidissima (American shad)
Lineage: Eukaryota; Metazoa; Chordata; Actinopteri; Clupeiformes; Clupeidae
Product: sialic acid-binding Ig-like lectin 12
Exons: 8
Coding region: 170-1648 (492 amino acids)
Biological process (GO): response to bacterium
Source: RefSeq, a predicted model, not a curated record
CAACAGACCACUCUACGCUCUCACACACACACACACACACUUCAACAGACCACUCUACGCUCUCACACACACACACACACAUACACACCCCCUUUCCACUAAAGUCACUCCGUCAGUGCACAUUAGACCUAUUCACUCCCUCCACACACACACACACUUAACACACGCGAUGGUGGAGGAAUCUUUAUCUGGCCAGCUUCUCUACAUGAUGGGUGUGCUGCUGGCUGUGUUCUCCAUGUCCAUGUCCACCUCAGUGGUGGUGCGUGAGGGUCAGUCGGUCCAGAUGAACUGUUCAUUUGGCGUAAAGGAGACGGGAUUCACCUCAGUCACCUGGCUGAGACAGACCGACCAGUCCACUCCAGUGUCCAUCCUCACAACUUUCUAUGACUACCAGAAGAAUGAGGCAAGCAACGCAAAUUACCACAAUGGAUUCAGCAGCAAACGCUUCACAUGGACUGUAGUGGCCAACAGCAUCUGCACGUUACAGAUCAGAGAUGUGAGUGUGUCUGACUCUGGACUUUACUACUGUGGGAUGCAGCCUGGGGACCACAUGGUCUAUCACAAUGCCACCUACUUAACCAUCACAGGUGUGCUGCUGGCUGUGUUCUCCAUGUCCAUGUCCACCUCAGUGGUGGUGCGUGAGGGUCAGUCGGUCCAGAUGAACUGUUCAUUUGGCGUAAAGGAGACGGGAUUCACCUCAGUCACCUGGCUGAGACAGACCGACCAGUCCACUCCAGUGUCCAUCCUCACAGCUUUGUAUAACUACCAGAAGAAUGAGGCAAGCAACGCAAAUUACCACAAUGGAUUCAGCAGCAAGCGCUUCACAUGGACUAUAGUGGCCAACAGCAUCUGCACGUUACAGAUCAGAGAUGUGAGUGUGUCUGACUCUGGACUUUACUACUGUGGGAUGCAGCCUGGGGACCACAUGGUCUAUUACAAUGCCACCUACUUAACCAUCACAGGUGUGCUGCUGGCUGUGUUCUCCAUGUCCAUGUCCACCUCAGUGGUGGUGCGUGAGGGUCAGUCGGUCCAGAUGAACUGUUCAUUUGACGUAAAGGAGACGGGAUUCACCUCAGUCACCUGGCUGAGACAGACCGACCAGUCCACUCCAGUGUCCAUCCUCACAGCUUUGUAUAACUACCAGAAGAAUGAUGCAAGGAAAGCAAAUUACCACAAUGGAUUCAGCAGCAAACGCUUCACAUGGACUAUAGUGGCCAACAGCAUCUACACGUUACAGAUCAGAGAUGUGAGUGUGUCUGACUCUGGACUUUACUACUGUGGGAUGCAGCCUGUGGACCACAUGGUCUAUCACAAUGCCACCUACUUAACCAUCACAGAUCAGACUGACGCUGAACCUACAGAGAAAGUAAAAGAGAAAGGCUGCUCCCUCAGUGGUGUGUGUACAUCUGUGGUGUUGGCUCUGGGGGUCCUCAGCGCUGCUUUGAUCCUCGUGGUUCUAGUUCUGGUUCUGACCAAACACAAAGAUGGACUCCACUCAGAUCCUGGUGAUGAGACACAGUCUCCUCCUGAGCAGGAGUCCGGCGUGCUGAGAUAUUCAGCUCUGGGAUUGGCUGAGAGGGAGGAGAGGAGGCGGACCUUCCACAGAGAGGACACAGAGUCACGCGUGUUUUACUUUGCUGCAAGAUAAAGACUCAAACUACAUCAUACGUGUGCACUGACGCUGAUGAUUUUACUAUUACACAUUGUUAGUAUUAAAUUAGUGUAGUUUGGUUUACUACUUUAAA